This is a messenger RNA of Aricia agestis (brown argus), 1475 nucleotides long. RefSeq names its product eukaryotic translation initiation factor 3 subunit E (gene eIF3e). Gene Ontology annotation, molecular function: translation initiation factor activity. Gene Ontology annotation, cellular component: cytoplasm; nucleus; eukaryotic translation initiation factor 3 complex. The record is from RefSeq and is a predicted model, not a curated record. Gene Ontology annotation, biological process: translational initiation. The transcript has 9 exons. Lineage: Eukaryota; Metazoa; Arthropoda; Insecta; Lepidoptera; Lycaenidae. The coding region runs from base 88 to 1425 and encodes 445 amino acids.
UCAUUUCUAUUCAAUACUGCACACGCGAGUGUUGAGUUGUGAAUAUUUUAUUUCUAUUUUAUUAAAUGUAAUUUAACACUCUAAACCAUGAGUUAUUCAAAGUUUGAUUUGACCUUUAAAAUUGGUCAAUAUCUGGACCGCCAUUUGGUGUUUCCAUUGUUGGAGUUCUUGGCUGCAAAGGAGACAUAUGACCACUCAGAAUUGCUUCAAGCCAAGUUAGAGAUUUUGAGCAAAACUAAUAUGAUUGAUUAUGUCAUUGACAUAAGGAGUAUGUUGUAUCCUGAUGAAGAAACACCAGAGGAAAUCAUGGAAAGAAGAGGAUAUGUACUAUCUCAACUCCAAGAGCUCCAGGAUGCUGUAGAGCCAGUGCUGAGGCUCAUGCAGCGAGAUGAUGUAAUGAAGACCAUGGAAACUAUGAGGGAUCCAAAAACUUUGAUUAACUAUCUCACCACCAAUAAGGAAUUUGAGUUCAAAAUUGAGAUGAUUGACAGCAUGUAUCGCUUAGCCAAGUACAGAUAUGAAUGUGGUAACUACGUGGAGUCAGCUUCAUAUUUGUACUUCUGUCAGUUAGUCAUGUCUCCAACAGACAAGAACUAUCUGUCGGUGCUAUGGGGUAAGUUCGCCAGUGAGAUUCUCGUCCAGAACUGGGACGGAGCGUUGGACGAUCUGACGAAGCUUCGAGAGUUCAUAGACAACGGCGGCGGUGGUGCCACGGCCAGCAACAUGCAGGCUCUACAGCAGCGCACUUGGCUGGUCCACUGGUCCCUCUUCGUGUUCUUCAAUCAUGUAAAAGGCCGUGAUCUAAUCAUUGAGAUGUUCCUGUAUAAGCCCUUAUAUCUUAAUGCGAUCCAGACAAUGUGCCCGCAUAUCCUUCGUUAUUUGGCCACCGCUGUCAUCAUCAAUAGAUCUAGAAGGAAUGCUCUCAAGGAUCUUGUGAAAGUUAUACAACAAGAAGCUUACACAUACAGAGAUCCCAUCACUGAAUUCAUUGAACACCUUUACGUAAACUUCGAUUUCGACGCAGCGCGUCGGAAACUCAACCAGUGCAAAGCUGUUCUGUCUACUGAUUUCUUCUUGAUCGCUUGCCUGGAAGAGUUUGUUGAAAACGCAAGAUUAAUGAUUUUCGAAACGUUCUGUCGUAUUCAUCAAGUUAUCAGUAUUGGAAUGCUGGCAGAGAAUCUUAGUAUGCAGCCAGAUGAAGCUGAAUGCUGGAUUGUGAAUUUGAUUCGUAAUGCGCGACUGGACGCAAAGAUAGAUUCUAAAUUGGGACAUGUAGUAAUGGGUGCUCAACCCUUGUCCCCCUACCAACAACUUGUAGAGAGAAUUGAUUCCCUGGCUGUGCGCUCGGAGGCGUUAACUUCUCUUGUAGAGAGAAAACAAAAAGCUCGCACAACUGACAUUCGCUGGGGUACUCAAGAGUUUUAAUUGUGUAAAUAUUUGUUUCAUAUUUUUGGAAUAAAAUAUUUCUCUCAUCA